Molecule: messenger RNA, 1336 nt
Organism: Pogonomyrmex barbatus (red harvester ant)
Lineage: Eukaryota; Metazoa; Arthropoda; Insecta; Hymenoptera; Formicidae
Source: RefSeq, a predicted model, not a curated record
UAAAUCACACUAAAGUUGCGACGAUGAUGCGCGUUUUAAUUAUUUCCGUUGUCUUCGGUGUCUGUUGCGCGCUGGUGGAGAAAAGUGAAUACGCGACGUCGACCGAACAUCCGAAGAGACUUUCCAAUUCGGAAGAUCGACUCUUGGCAAACAUCAUCCGCGCUAAAAACUCGUCUGAGGAGCUGGUUCUCGAUAGCAUCGAUGAGGAGGAAACGAAGAAAUCGGAUAAGAAACCGAGAACCGUCCUACAUCGCGAUUCGAGUGUCGAAAGAGGUUCUAGUUGCUGCGGCACUAAAUAUGGUUCGAACGGACUAGCACGACCGGAUUAUGAUUACAAUAAAAUUCCUCUGGAAAGCGGACGGUAUCCCUCCCAAUACAGCGAACGACACCCUAUUGACAGAUACGGAUGGCAAACCCAAGGUCGACUCCCAGGUUCUUCCAUCGGAAGCGGCGGUAGACCCGGCGGAGGAAGCGGAAGCGGAGUCUACGCAGGAAGUCAGUUGGGAGACAGGUAUCCACCGCGUCCAGUGUACGCAAGUGAAACUGCUAACAGACCCAGCGCUGUGGGAUAUGGCUUGGGGAACGGUGGAGGAUAUGGUUAUGGUGCUAGUGGCUACGGAGGCUAUGGCAGGCCGACUGGACAUGGAGGUUCGUCCGGCAGCUAUGGGGUUUCGGGAACAUUGGCCGACGGCGACGAAUUCAGUCCUGGCGAGCCGGCUUAUCCGGAUGGAGGCGUGUCACAGCAACCGGGAAAUCUCCAGGCACAAAAGGCCAUAGCGUUAAAAGCUCUAGCGGGUGUCGCGUUGAUCGGAGCGGCAGCGGCGUUAGCUUCAAACCCGGUACUCCUGCCAAUCGGCAUCGUGAGUGGAAGGAAGAAAAGGUCGGAGACUUUCUCGGAGGAGGAACAAACAGAGUUCCGAAUGGACUACAUCCUGUACAUGUUGAGGGAAAAUUUAGCUAAGAUACGAAAAGAUGGCUCGAGCGACAGAUUGAUCGUUUCUCCGAGAUGCGUCGCCAGAUUGACCUGCGAGAUCCAAAAGGAUUACCUGUCCGACCUCGGGAAGGACGUCGAGAUCCUGAGUACAAAUCGGAAAUAUCAUCUUACCAAUUUAAUACGAAACAACGUACUUAACACCAAUUCUGUGAGCGCAGACGUGAAGAAUUUGAUCAAGCUGGCGGUCGGCGUAGCGUCGGAAAAUGAAAAUUGCGAUAUAUUUACUUGUAAUUAUGUGAGAAAAGGUUGAUUAAGACUUUUCUAUAAUCACACGAUUGUCCUCACUCAUCCACCCGUCCAAUAAGAAUAUGCAUACACACACACACACACACACACACACAC